Molecule: messenger RNA, 720 nt
Organism: Ophidiomyces ophidiicola
Lineage: Eukaryota; Fungi; Ascomycota; Eurotiomycetes; Onygenales; Onygenaceae
Gene: POA1
Product: ADP-ribose 1''-phosphate phosphatase
Exons: 3
Coding region: 1-720 (239 amino acids)
Biological process (GO): peptidyl-glutamate ADP-deribosylation
Source: RefSeq, a predicted model, not a curated record
AUGGCCGUUGAGCUUCAAGGGGACCUAUUUGACGCCCCUGACAAUGCAGUAUUGAUACAUGCGUGCAAUUGCCAAGGAUCAUGGGGGAAAGGGAUUGCGGCAAUCUUUCGGAAUAAGUACCCAGCGGCAUAUCGUAUCUACCGCGCUCAUUGCCAAAAACACCUUCUAGAAAUGAAGAAAAUCUCCAAAGAGACAUCCGGCGCUGUCUCGCAUGGGUCGGCGGAUGUAUCUAGAACGCAACAACGCCAUUCGAAGCAGUCAUUAAGAACGCUUGAGGGCACAACUUUGCUGAUUCGACCGCAAGCUUCAGACUACAUAAGUGGCCAACGGAAACGAAGCUCGACUAAACACAAAAGAGGUACCCUUAGUACACCCGAGGAGGUCACUGGUAGGAAGCACUGGAUAGCAUGUCUGUUUACAUCCUGGCAUUACGGUUCAAAAAAAGGUAUGCCGGAUGAAGUUCUGGAAAAUACAGCUCUAGCACUAGAAGAUCUAAAAAGACAACUUGAAGAACUGCCAUUACGGGAAAAAAAUGAGACUGGGGGUUAUCCGGCGGACGAGGAGGGGGAUAAUGGGAAGCUAGAGGAAAAGCCAACGGAACUAUGGUCCUGCAGACUCAACGCGGGGCUUUUUGGCGUACCAUGGGCGAGUACCAAAGAAAUCAUAGAUGAAUUGGGACUAUUUAUCACAGUUAUCAUACCGCCAGGAGAACCUUUGUGA